Messenger RNA from Kogia breviceps (pygmy sperm whale), 1383 nucleotides. It is a transcript of the gene RIPPLY3, whose product is annotated as ripply transcriptional repressor 3. The record is from RefSeq and is a predicted model, not a curated record. NCBI's taxonomy places the organism in Eukaryota, Metazoa, Chordata, Mammalia, Artiodactyla, Physeteridae. Gene Ontology annotation, biological process: negative regulation of transcription by RNA polymerase II; embryonic pattern specification. Gene Ontology annotation, cellular component: nucleus.
UAAAGGCGCGGCCGGUCGCGGGCGCAGCUGGAGGGGCGCGGGCUCCGAGGGCACCAUGAGACCCGAGGCAGCGGCCAGAGCCCGGGAGGCGCGGGGACGCGUCUGUCACUGCCCCGGGGACGGCCCACGGGGACCACCGCCGCCGCGCGGGCCCGAGAGCCAAACACCGUGGAGACCUUGGAUCCUGACCUCCCAGGAUGCUGACCCCACCAGAACUGGAAGCCAGCUUGAGCCUGGGUGUGACCAACAAACCUUUGGAUCAAAGGGGGCCUUUGGAUUUCAGCAUCCUGUAAGACUUUAUUUACCCAUUUCUAAGCGUCAAGAGUAUCUGCAGAGUUCCGGGGAGAAGGUGCUGGCCAGCUUCCCCGUGCAAGCCACCAUUCACUUCUACAACGAUGAGUCCAAUUCAGAUGAGGAGCAGGACCAAGAAGUCCAGCCCUUCGACCUUCAGUGCCAGGAGGCGCAAGACGGCCCAGGAGGAAAGGGCAGAGGCCAGCUGACAAAUCCAGGAUGGCACCCCGGCGGCUGCGGUGGCCUCGGUGGUAAGGGUCCGCUCCCCUACCCUGACUCUUCGGAGGACGCUGGGAGCUUCUCAUUCAAGUAGCCUGUCUCUCCUGCACCAGACCCACCUCACAUGUGCCCUGGGGACAGCCCCUGGGGACAGCCGCUCCAGGACACUUUGCGUCUCAGCUGGGUGUACAAGGACUUGACUUUCUCUGGCCAGCACCCCACUCGUGGCAAGGACUCCGCUUUUACUCAUCCUUCCAGACAUUCUCUGUGCCUCAUUUGUACCUUCGAGAAAGAAUUCCAGGUCCAAGAGGUUUGCAUCCACAUGGGUUAUCAGGCAGGGCCAACUUUCAAAGCACGUUCAGCAAUGUCACUGCGCUGAUCAAGCGACAAAUGAUUCCAUAGCGAUUAAUAACCCACCCUCGCCUCUCACUUAACCUGAGACCCUUUAUUUGGCUAUUUCCACUUUUGUAAAAAUGAUUCAGGUAUUGUCUGAGGUUGAUGUGGUUGCUUAGUGACAUUCUGAAAAAAAAGUUUAUUUAUAAAAAACACACAAACACACUGAAUAAUUUCCAUAAAAGUAACAAAAAUAAAAAGAUAAGGAUCUGGGGGGGGGACCAUUCUGGAUAAAAACAUGUAUGGUGCUUGUCUAAGCACUGUGUGUAUGAAUAGAGAGAGGAGCUUUAACUCUUAGCUGGGGACCGCUUUGGGCUCGUUACUUGACUAGAGUAACACUGUUUUCAAUCGAAGUACCUAAUGUAAUGUUAUUUUCGGCUUUUUAUAUUUUGAUGACCAAACGAGUGUAUUUGUCAAGGUUUUUUACUUAACUAUUUUGCAUGUUGUUUUCUUCCCAGUUUCUACUUGAAAUAAAUAUUU